Messenger RNA from Durio zibethinus, 1274 nucleotides. NCBI's taxonomy places the organism in Eukaryota, Viridiplantae, Streptophyta, Magnoliopsida, Malvales, Malvaceae. The record is from RefSeq and is a predicted model, not a curated record.
AUAAUAUUCUCACAAAGAUUCCGUUCUUUGCGAAAAGUCAAACAGUUCUUCCAGCUCUUUCUUCAUUGCAAUGUCAAACCCGGUUCAACCCUCCACAGUCGAUAUUCCAUCCGAUCCGGUCCUCAAACCCGAAGUUUGCAUUAACGUUAACGGCCAAAACCAAUCGUUAGAUUCCUCAAAACCUCCCAAUGGUUCGAUUCCAAAUGGCGCCCGACCCCAUACACCGCCACAAGGCCCGGACAACUCGUCGUCUUCGGCAAAGCCAAAGGUGAAGCGGCGCGUGGUGGCACCGGAGACUUGGUUGCCAGCUGGAUGGUUGAUCGAAGACAGGGUUCGGAGCUCCGGUGCCACAGCUGGAAUAAUUGAUAAGUAUUAUGUUGAUCCAUCCUCCGGCCAAAAAUUCAGAUCAAAGAAAGAAGUGCUGUACUUUUUAGAAACUGGAAUCACCCCGUAUAAAAGGAAGAAAGGAACAGAGACUCUCGGCAGUGAAGAAGUUUCUAGUGGGAUCUCUGCUGGCAACAAACAGAAGAAGUCUGAUAAAAAACCGAAGCCUUUGAACUUUGAUUUCGUUAAUGUCCCGGAGAAAGUUGAUUGGUUGUUGACCAAUGCCUCUGCAGACUCCUGGACUCCCUUCCUUGAGGAUAACGAAGUGCCUGAAUCUACUAGACAAGAUUGGGUUGCUGCAUUUGCAUCCCUAACAGCAAGUUAAAGCAGUCAAGCAAUGUUUUGAAGACAUUUUACAUCUGAUUAGAUUCACUGCAUUAUUAGACGCAUGGCUUCAUACUGACCAGCAAUAGGUCUUUCUUCUUGUUUUUGUUUGAGCUUUAAUCACUCAUGUCUUAUGAUCUUUGAUUGGACUAAUUUCACACAACAGCCGGGCUCAACAAGAGUCAGGACCUUUCUUGUUAUAGGUUAUAGGCAUUCAUUUUCUGUUCUCUUUCCACCGUUCAUAUGUACCCUGUAGCUAGACGUUCCUUUCAAAAUAGCUUUGUUGUUUCAAUUUAUAGAAAACGAAAUGCAGAGCCUUUUGUUUAUUUGGUUUCUAAUGAAUUUGUGCUUCUUGUUUCAGCAAUGCAGUUAUCAUUACAAGUAAAAUUUGCAUCUCCUUUUGUUUUAGUUAUGAUUUUAGAAAUCUAACUGCGGAAAACAAGUUGAUCACUGUGAAAUCAAAUGCUGUGAGCCAAGUAAAGUUUUUGAAACCUUCAUAGGCAUUUGAUUUUCAGCCAACAAUUUAGCGACAGUGAAAAAGGAUCUUUGUUAGAGGGCAUGCCUAU